GAUCAUAUGACUUCAGGCGAAGAAAAUGAAAGCUUGGUGCAGCCAGCUGAAACCUGCGUUGCUUAUUUUGAUCUUUAAUCUCUGUUUUUACGCAAGUUUUCAGCUGACCGAGCCGCAGGUAUGUGAGCUCUGCGGCGGGGCCGUGCUUAAUGGCUCCGUAGUGGGUCAGUUCUGCGCCUCAUCAGCCGGUCGGGUACACGGGCGCUGCUGCUUCAGAAAUGACAACACAAGUGGCCAUGAACACAUCAUUGGAUUGGAUCUGUCCAAUUGUUCACUAGCUCGGGUGGAGGAUCUGCAGGGGGCGACAGAGGCAUUAAUGAUAGACCUCUCACUGAAUCCCAUAAUCAACAUCAGUGACACAGUCUUUCAAGGAUUCAGUGAGUUAAAUUAUGUGAUUUUGCCACAAAAAAUAGAUUGUCCUGGAGGCAACUCCUCCUGGGAAAAGGUCGAGGUUAAAGCGGGAAAUCGUCUUUGUGAAGGCCAGAAGGAUAUGUGCAAUCAAACUGGACAGCUGUCCAGUGAAUGCCCGGAGAACUCCCUGUGUGCCCCCUACGGCCCUGGCUUCUUCCAGUGCAGCUGUGCUGACAACUAUCAUGGGUACAAGUGUCUCAGAGAGGGGACGUUCCCAACUCUGCAGGUGUUCGGGCCUCUUGUAGCAUCGACCGUUGUGCUCUCUCUCCUGCUGUGGGUCACCCAGAGGCGGAAAGUCAAGCCACUCUAAAGGUUGAACUGCGGUCAACUUGUUCAUGUGCAAUGAUCGACCUAGCUGAAACUGACUGUUCUGAAAGGGAAAACUGACACAAAGUGUGGUAUACCCCCAGGUUUCUAUUCAUUAUUGUACUUUUAGUUUACUUGAACACCUUCUGGUUGGGUAGCUAUACGUUUUAUUUUGGACAUUUAAAAAAAACGAAUGACUGCGUUUUCAGGGCAUUUUAGAAAAUAAAUGAUUAUUAACAUGUUA
Labrus bergylta (ballan wrasse) is the source of this 961-nucleotide messenger RNA. It is a transcript of the gene atraid, whose product is annotated as all-trans retinoic acid-induced differentiation factor. Gene Ontology annotation, cellular component: intracellular membrane-bounded organelle. Gene Ontology annotation, biological process: positive regulation of osteoblast differentiation. NCBI's taxonomy places the organism in Eukaryota, Metazoa, Chordata, Actinopteri, Labriformes, Labridae. The record is from RefSeq and is a predicted model, not a curated record.